Zingiber officinale is the source of this 1107-nucleotide messenger RNA. RefSeq lists its product as uncharacterized. Lineage: Eukaryota; Viridiplantae; Streptophyta; Magnoliopsida; Zingiberales; Zingiberaceae. The record is from RefSeq and is a predicted model, not a curated record. The transcript has a single exon. Bases 1 to 1107 code for a protein of 368 amino acids.
AUGGACAGCCAACCAAGGCAGCAAAAGCCAUCCCGGUUCUGGUUCCCAAUAUGGAACCAGACACCAACUCCAACUCAACCAAGCUCUUCAUCUUCCCUCGUCAUAGAAUCUCGAUCAAGGUCAACAAGGACUUCAACAUCUUCACCAUCGCCAUUACCAUCUUCCUCACCAGUGAUAUCCAGGUACGCACUACAAUCAUAUCAAGAAGCUUCAGUUCCAACAAGUUCUUCUCCCCCAACUCCAUCUCAAGGCGCUCCACAACUUCAACCAUCUCAAAGAAACACUACUGAAGAAGUGCACAAGAAAACCAUGGCAUAUACAUCGUCAGUAGCAAAUGAUCAUCCUUCUGAUCAAGUACAAGAAGAGUCUGAUACAUUUACAGAGCUGCACGGUAAGGCAAACAACUCUGAAAUCCCACCAGCCAAAGAAGCAGAAAAUGAUCUAGGACUAGAUUCAAAACUGGCCUAUGACGAGCAUACAACUAUAAAAGUUGAAAUUGCAGAUGAGAUCAGUUCUAAAAAUGAAGCCCCAGAAAAAGUUGGUGAAGCAAUUAAAAAGGACCAGAAGAAAUUGGAUCCGGAAUUGAAUGAAUUCACAGAGAGACCAACUUUUUCAUCCAAUGAGGUGGCAAAGAAGGAAACAAAGGUAAAUAUAUCAAUGGAAGAACAUGCUUCAGGGCUGGAUCAUAUUGAAACAAAGAUGGGAGAAGACUCAGUUAAGGAUGGAUCUGAGGAGCAAGGAAGCAAUCAGAUCAAGAAGCUGAAUGUUGAAGCUGAAAGCCAACAUGCACAAAACAUCGUCAACUUGGCAGGUGAAAAUAAUGGUGCAUCCAUGCUGAUUGGGCAUGAGACGUCAAAGAAUGCAGGCUGCCUUGAGACAAUACAUGAAAUUGAUAAGCAGAGUAAAAGUAUUCAUGAUGAGGACGAAACUCAAAGGGAGAGAUCACAAGAGAACAAUGAGGUUCUUCCAAGCACAAGCAUCAACAGCAAUGUGCAGAAUAUUAACAACUCCAUAAUCCAUGACAGCUCCUGCAGGCAAGAAGAUCCUGGAGUUUGCUUGAUUUUCUCUGGCAAACCUACUGCUUUUAAACUGAUGGAAAAAAACUGA